AAGCAGAAAUAGCAAGAAAAGCAAAUUUAACACAAAAAGAAUUAACAGAAAGUGAAAGUGAUUCAGAUUAUGAAGCUAAAACAAGUCAAUUAACAUUUAUAGAAGGAAGUAAAAAUAAUUUUAAUAGUAAAGCUAAAAAUAGCAAUCAUAUAAUAUUAUAG
This is a messenger RNA of Funneliformis mosseae, 161 nucleotides long. Lineage: Eukaryota; Fungi; Glomeromycota; Glomeromycetes; Glomerales; Glomeraceae. The record is from the annotation of a GenBank genome assembly.